This is a messenger RNA of Eufriesea mexicana, 903 nucleotides long. RefSeq names its product proteasome subunit beta type-4 (gene Prosbeta7). Gene Ontology annotation, cellular component: proteasome core complex; cytoplasm. Lineage: Eukaryota; Metazoa; Arthropoda; Insecta; Hymenoptera; Apidae. Bases 49 to 822 code for a protein of 257 amino acids. The record is from RefSeq and is a predicted model, not a curated record. The transcript has 5 exons.
UUUAGCCAACAGAAUGACAUUUUAAGUUAUUUCAAAUUUGCACGAAACAUGGCGCUGUUCGAUAAAGUUGGUUCGCAUAGUCCUAUACCAUUGUGGCAAAAUGGUCCAACACCUGGUGCAUUCUAUCAUUUUCCAGGAGGUUCUGCAUAUUUCGAUGUUGGAGGAUUCCAAAGAUCACAGGCACCAAUGACAACUGGUACAUCUGUAAUUGGAAUUCAAUUUAAAGAUGGUGUUCUUAUAGCAGCAGAUAUUCUUGGUUCCUAUGGAUCAUUGGCUAGAUACAGAAAUCUUCAACGUGUGAUGAAGGUCAAUGACAAUAUUAUCCUUGGUGCUGGAGGAGAUUAUGCUGAUUUUCAGUUUUUAAAAAGCAACAUUGAGAGAAAAAUUCUUCAAGAAGAAUGUCUCGAUGAUGGUUUAUCUUUGAAACCAAAAGCUCUUCACUGUUGGUUAACUCGAGUAAUGUAUAAUAGAAGAUCCCAUUUUGAUCCAUUAUGGAAUAAUUUCAUCAUUGGUGGUUUGGAUGGAGAUAAAGUAUUUUUGGGUACUGUGGAUAAACUUGGCACAGCUUAUAGUGAUCCAGUAAUUGCAACUGGAUAUGGUGCAUAUAUGGCAACACCUAUUUUAAGAAAAGCUUAUGAAGAAAAUAAAGAAAUAAGUAAAGAAGAAGCAGUCCAACUUUUAUAUAAAGUGAUGCAAGUUCUUUUCUAUAGAGAUGCACGAUCUUUUCCAAAAUAUCAACUUGGAAUAAUUACGAAAGAUGAAGGUGUUGAAAUUCAAGGACCAUUAACUUUAGAUAGUUACUGGGAAGCUGCUACUAUGUAAAGAUAAAUAUAAAUAAAUUUCUUUUUAAUAAAAAUAUUUGCAAUACAAUUGUAUUAAAUAAAGUUUCAUUGUUCAUUGGUA